This is a messenger RNA of Abrus precatorius (Indian licorice), 1586 nucleotides long. Its product is annotated as casein kinase II subunit alpha-2. Lineage: Eukaryota; Viridiplantae; Streptophyta; Magnoliopsida; Fabales; Fabaceae. Gene Ontology annotation, molecular function: ATP binding; protein serine/threonine kinase activity. The coding region runs from base 376 to 1377 and encodes 333 amino acids. The transcript has 10 exons. Gene Ontology annotation, biological process: protein phosphorylation. The record is from RefSeq and is a predicted model, not a curated record. Gene Ontology annotation, cellular component: nucleus; cytosol; protein kinase CK2 complex.
CUUUGUAACGGACUCUAAUUGGGUUGCUGAAAGAUAUUUUGGAGACAAGUCACUAAUUGCCACGUCGAUGGAUUCUUGACGCGGACCUGCAGGAUUGGUCCAAGAAUAAUACAGAAGAAUCCCCCAUUUGGGGAUAUUUUAAACGAACACCAGACCAAACGCAGUCUUAUUGCAUUUGUUGCGAAGCGUAGAUAAGCAGAGGAUGACAUGGGCACAUAGAGAUAUGCAAACAAAUCACACUACUAAUACUACAGCUCCGCUACUUGCUGGUUAGGGUCCUCAACCUCCUACCGUGCGUAUCGAAACUUACAUCACCACCGUCGCACCCAAAACACUCACUCCAAACUCGGGAUCUCAGAUUCCACGCGCCAAGCCAUGUCCAAGGCGCGUGUCUACACCGAUGUCAAUGUUCUUCGCCCCAAAGAGUAUUGGGAUUACGAGUCUCUCGCCCUUCAAUGGGGUGAUCAAGAUGAUUAUGAGGUUGUGCGAAAAGUGGGAAGGGGGAAAUAUAGUGAAGUUUUUGAAGGCAUAAAUGUUAAUAGCAAUGAGCGCUGUAUAAUCAAGAUUCUGAAGCCUGUCAAGAAAAAAAAGAUUAAAAGAGAGAUAAAAAUACUUCAGAAUCUUUGUGGAGGCCCUAAUAUCGUCAAGCUUCUUGAUAUUGUUAGAGAUCAACAUUCAAAAACUCCUAGCUUGAUAUUUGAGUAUGUCAACAGUACAGAUUUCAAAAUUUUGUAUCCAACCUUGACUGAUUAUGACAUACGCUACUACAUAUAUGAGCUCCUUAAGGCCUUGGAUUAUUGCCACUCUCAAGGCAUAAUGCAUAGAGAUGUCAAGCCUCAUAAUGUAAUGAUAGAUCAUGAGUUAAGGAAACUUCGAUUGAUAGAUUGGGGCCUUGCUGAAUUUUAUCAUCCAGGAAAGGAAUAUAAUGUUCGUGUGGCUUCAAGAUACUUUAAGGGGCCUGAACUUCUAGUUGAUUUGCAAGAUUAUGACUACUCAUUAGACAUGUGGAGCCUUGGUUGCAUGUUUGCUGGAAUGAUAUUUCGCAAAGAACCUUUCUUUUAUGGUCAUGACAACCAUGAUCAGCUUGUCAAAAUAGCUAAGGUGCUUGGGACUGAUGAACUGAAUGCAUAUCUUAACAAGUAUCAUCUGGAACUUGAUCCUCAACUUGAUGCACUUGUUGGAAGGCACAGUCGAAAGCCCUGGUCUAAAUUUGUCAAUCCAGAUAAUCAGCAUCUUGUGUCUCCCGAGGCAAUUGAUUUUCUUGAUAAGCUCCUUCGAUAUGAUCACCAGGACAGGCUAACAGCUAGAGAAGCUAUGGCACAUCCAUAUUUCUCUCAGGUAAGGGCAGCAGAGAGUAGCAGAAUGAGGACACAGUAACUAGAUCACAUGUGGAUCGAUAAACUUAUUGCUUUAUAAUACCCUAACGUGCACUUUGGUUACCUUCUGUUUAUUAUAAUAGAGUUGAAUAUUCUUGUGGAGUGUAUCGAUAUUUAUAUGUUUCAGUUGAGAAAUAAUGUUAUUGUAAGUUUAUGAAAAUUGUGAUUAUAUUUGUGCUUAAUUAACUUGGGAUGUCAACCCCACCACCC